Colletotrichum higginsianum IMI 349063 is the source of this 384-nucleotide messenger RNA. Its product is annotated as transcription factor RfeG. The transcript has 3 exons. The record is from RefSeq and is a predicted model, not a curated record. Bases 1 to 384 code for a protein of 127 amino acids. NCBI's taxonomy places the organism in Eukaryota, Fungi, Ascomycota, Sordariomycetes, Glomerellales, Glomerellaceae.
AUGUCUUCUUCAACAGAGAUGAACAGGUACUGGAUCCCCCGGUUGGACAUCCACAAGAAGAUCAUCACUCAGGAACUUCCCUACUAUCUCGGGCCCGAUGCAACCGUCAGGCCGUACACAAACGAGGGAGAAGAUGGGUUCCUCAUCACUACCCCAGGCCCUUGCCUGACCGACGAGCAAAUCGACGACAUUUGCAGAAAGUCCAAGGAGAUUUGGGAGCGGCAGGCGGCCAUACGAGCGCAAGAAGCGGACAAGCCACUCAAAAGGCCGCUGCACCAGCCGGUGGUGAUAUCUCGAGGGUCGAAUGAUUCGUCGCGGAGGAGACACGAAGCUCACCGAAGCCACGAGCGACACCGACGGUACGACGACAGGCGGCGUGAAUGA